Messenger RNA from Pan troglodytes (chimpanzee), 3257 nucleotides. Its product is annotated as ferritin light chain-like. Gene Ontology annotation, cellular component: cytoplasm. The transcript is spliced from 3 exons. The coding region runs from base 122 to 667 and encodes 181 amino acids. Gene Ontology annotation, molecular function: ferric iron binding; ferrous iron binding. The record is from RefSeq and is a predicted model, not a curated record. NCBI's taxonomy places the organism in Eukaryota, Metazoa, Chordata, Mammalia, Primates, Hominidae. Gene Ontology annotation, biological process: intracellular iron ion homeostasis; iron ion transport.
UCUCCCCACCCUCUAACCCUGCCUCUCCACUCACAACUUCCGUGACUAUCUGCUCAAUUAUCUCUCGCUUCUGGGACCAGCUAACAAGCUUUUGUGGUUAACUCCUGGUUGCCCGCCAACCAUGAGCACCCAGAGCCGCCAAAAGUAUACCUCUGGCAUGGAGGCCGCUAUUGACCGCCUGAUCAACAUGCAUCUGCAGGCCUCCUACACCUACCUCUCUCUGAGCUUCUAUUUCGAAGGCGAUGAAAUGGCUUUCAAGGGCAUGGGCCACUUCUUUCACAAGCUGGCUGAAGAGAAAUGCGAGGGUGCCAAGCUUCUUUUGAUGCAGAACCAGCGCAGCAGCUGCGGCCUCUUCCAAAAUGAGCAGAAGCUGCUCGGAGAUGAGUGGAGUGGCAGCCUGGCCACCAUGGAAGCCGCCCUGGCCUUGGAGAAGAACCUGAACCAGGCCUUUUUGGAUCUGCAUGCCCUAGGUUCUGCCAACACAGAUCCCAAUCUCUGUGAUUUUCUGGAAAAGCACUUCCUAGACCGAGAGGUGAAACUCAUCAAGAAGAUGGGCAACUACUUGACCAACCUCUGCAGGCUGGCCAGCCGCCAGGCCGGGCUGGUGGAGUAUCUCUUCAGAAGGCUCAAGGACGACUGGGAGCUUCCAGAGCCCAGCAACCUUUGAGGUGCCCCUCUGCAUUCUUCUGGCUUUGGGAUUUCGGCCUGAGCUUCUCAACAUCCAGAAGUACUCACCAAGCCAUGGACCAAAUGGAAACAAUAAAAGAGAAAUGCAGUAUGAGCCCUGUGAAAUUCAUCCUUGCAUCUCCCAUUUGGUGGCUACAGAGAACGCUGGCAGUUACAUCACGUGCUGACCUCUUUAUGAAGCCUCUCAAGAGAAAUUUUGUUCUGGUCUUAGUAUUAGGAAUACUAGCACUUCACUUGGAUAAUUGGUUUGUUUUUGUUUUACAGACACUAGAUGGCGUCUCACCAUGUUGCCCAGGCUACAUGCAAACUCCUGGGCUCAAGCGAUCCUCCUGCCUCAGCCUCCAAAAGCAGCUGGGACUACAGGAAUGUGCCACCAUAACUGUGCUCAAACUUUUUCAAUAACAGUGAUUCUGCAAGAGAGUCCACAAAAUGGACAAGAAUGGCCUUGAAGGAAAUACAGAUCUCAGAAGGGUAUUUUUAACAGAAAUGCCCUUGAAGGAAGCACAUGUCAUUCCUGGGAAAUUUAUGGUUGGCUUCACCACCAGCCUGCUUUAUUCAUUGUGGCUCCCCCUCUUUGCCCCUCCUAAGCCAUUGCUCUGCCUGGUUUCAAGCACGGACUCAGUCAACACUGGGUUCUGAAGAUUUUACUGGGGACGAGGAAGUCCAUGCAUCAACCAUACGCUUCAUUCCAGGAAUGGCCCCCUGAUAUUUCAUGUCUUGAGGUUAGUCAGGUCACUAAAAGGUAAGAACAAUGCCUAUAAACCAAUAACCCAGCCUGAUGUUCUGGAAUUAAGUCACAAUGAGGGACACUUGGACUACUAUGUGCCGAACACCUGUUCUAAGCCAUUCUCAACAUUCCUGAUUAUAAAUGCAACCUCCUAGUGAUUCUGGUUUUACAUCUAUGGGACUGUGUGAUCACAAGAGCAAAAAAGCUCUCAUGUAUCUGAAGACCAGGGUGGCCUAUAAACCUAGAACUAGCUCAGGACAAAGGAGAGAUCUCACCAGCCCAAAGAAAGCACCAGAAGGUCAAAUAGCUGGGAAAACCUGGGCAGGGGAGGCCCUCUCCAGAAAAAGUAGGCUGCUGGACCACACAGCCACAGAGACACAAUGAGAAAACAGACAAGCGCCCUACUCAAGAUCACAAGGACAACAGUUUUUCACUGAGAACUGGGCUAGGAAUAGGAAAAUUGGCAAUAGGCCAGUUGUCCCUAGAAUAAAUCAGGUAAAUUCUGCUCCAGAGAGGGCAGAGCUGGUGGUGCUGUUCUUCAGGGCAGCACAGCCUCUUUCUACCACACCUUACUCAGCCAGGGCCAAGUUUGUAGACUGCAGCUGCUGGGUCUCCCGGCAGAUGUUCUGCUCCACUGUGCCACACUCAGCUACGAACGUCUGACCUUUUUUUUUUUUUUUUUUUUUUACCAAACCUUUCUUUUUUGAUCUAUUGUCUUUGAAAUUUUCUGGCAGGAUCAGUGUGUCGAUCUCUUCCAAGAUCUUCAUAAACUGUUUGGUUGUGGCUUUUCCUCUCCUAUCAAGUUUGCAGAGAGCUUCAGUUGGCAAAUCCUUGGCCAGAAAACCUUGCUGGAGUCCAGUAAGCUGUUUAUUCAACUCUUAAAGUUCGUCAGCUUUCUUCUCCACAGGCUUCACCAAAUCUUUCAAUUUCUCCAGUUCAACCUCUUCCUCUGGACUGUUCUUUUUCCCAAUUAACAUGACUUGGCAACCAUUUUGUAUUCCACAUGCUGACAAAGGUAUCUCCAUUUCCUUCAGAGAUGUUCCCUUAAAUAUGAGUUUCUGAAAAGACAGUGGAACCCCUGUGGCCUCUCAGGGGAUGGAACUGGAGACUAUUAUUCUAAGUGAAGUAACUCAGGAAUGGAAAACCAAGCAUUGUCUGUUCUCACUCAUAAAUGGGAGCUAAGCUAUGAGGAUGCAAAGGCAUAAGAAUGAUAGAAUGGACUUUGGGGACACAGGGGAAAGGGUGGGAGGGGGUGAGGGAUAAAAGACUGCAAAUUGGGUUCAGUGUAUACUACUCUGGUGAUAGGUGCACCAAAAUCUCACAAAUUACUACUAAAGAACUUCCUUGUGUAACCAAAUACCACCUGUUCCCUAAAAACCUAUGGAAUUAAAAAAAAAUUUCCCCAUUGCUUGUUUUUCUCAGGUUUGUCAAAGAUCAGAUAGUUGUAGAUAUGCGGCGUUAUUUCUGAGGGCUCCGUUCUGUUCCAUUGAUCUAUAUCUCUGUUUUGGUACCAGUACCAUGCUGUUUUGGUUACUGUAGCCUUGUAGUAUAGUUUGAAGUCAGGUAGUGUGAUGCCUCCAGCUUUGUUCUUUUGGCUUAGGAUUGACUUGGCAAUGCGGGAUCUUUUUUGGUUCCAUAUGAAAUGUCCAACAGUGAUAGACUGGAUUAAGAAAAUGUGGCACAUAUACACCAUGGAAUACUAUGCAGCCAUAAAAAAUGAUGAGUUCAUGUCCUUUGUAGGGACAUGGAUGAAAUUGGAAAUCAUCAUUCUCAGUAAACUAUCGCAAGAACAAAAAACCAAACACUGCAUAUUCUCACUCAUAGGUGGGAACUGAACAAUGAG